Molecule: messenger RNA, 372 nt
Organism: Cimex lectularius (bed bug)
Lineage: Eukaryota; Metazoa; Arthropoda; Insecta; Hemiptera; Cimicidae
Exons: 1
Coding region: 1-372 (123 amino acids)
Source: RefSeq, a predicted model, not a curated record
AUGGGGUCGACGAACGGUUAUGUUCCCAGCAAGGAGAUGCAGUUGAGGUAUCUUGUCGAAUGGUUCAAAGAGUUCAGCGAUAUGCAGAAGAGUGACUUCCUUCCAGUCCUUGUCCAGAGGUUUGGGAACAAGAGCUAUGUCAACGGACUCCUCCCGGCGAUGGAAGCGAUUGGGAACCUCGAGGACAGGCCGCCCAACCUGUUCCAGUGCCGGGUCAAACUCUUCACCGAAUGGACAGAAACAUGGGGCAACGAGGAGAAGCAGACCCUCCUCAACCACAUCAAGUCGAUCGACCCAAACUUCUCGGCCAAGUACGAUAAAGAAGUCAGCUCUGAAACUGCCCCCUAUCUCCAGCAGGAAUACGUCGAUUGA